Lacerta agilis (Sand lizard) is the source of this 5813-nucleotide messenger RNA. RefSeq names its product zinc finger protein 646 (gene ZNF646). NCBI's taxonomy places the organism in Eukaryota, Metazoa, Chordata, Lepidosauria, Squamata, Lacertidae. The record is from RefSeq and is a predicted model, not a curated record. Gene Ontology annotation, cellular component: nucleus. Gene Ontology annotation, biological process: regulation of transcription by RNA polymerase II. Gene Ontology annotation, molecular function: DNA-binding transcription factor activity, RNA polymerase II-specific; RNA polymerase II transcription regulatory region sequence-specific DNA binding.
UGAAUCUGGAAUCUCUACUUGAACAUGGCAUUUUGAGGUCUGAAUACUAGUCCCCAUGUGCUCAAGGUACUUGUUCCGUUAAUCUGUCCUGAACUGAAAAUCGGACUCUCCUGCAUCCUAAAGAUCUGUACAUUUCCCUUUCCUUAUGGAAAAUCCAAGCAAUAUAUUUAGUGGCUUAAACCAUGUGAAACUACCUGUCCCAAUUUAGAAAAAGCCACUUCCCACUUUUGUAUUAUUUGUAUUUUUAUUUUAAGCACAGUUCAACAUGCCAGCCUUCUGGACUUUAUUCCCUGCCUUCUGUUUACUUCUCAUGUUAGAGAAGUGCGGUGCUCAGAUGGGAUGCUCAGUGUGAUCUGAGAGGUUUUUGCUUCGGAGUGCUUGGGAGAGAAAAACGGGACCUCAAGACCACACUAUGGGACUGUGCUGCGCACCAGAGCACCCGGGGCUUCCUCUUUAAAGAAGUGGGCAGGGCUCCGCCUUCUUAUGUGAGCAAUGGCUGAGGGGGACGCCGCCCUGACCUGCGAGCCGCCCGCCAGCGGGCAGGAGGAGCGUCCGUACAAGUGCAAGCAGUGCCCGCGGAGCUACCGCCACGCCGGCAGCCUGGUGAACCACCGGCGCACCCACGAGGUGGGCCUCUUCUGCUGCCUGCUGUGCCACAAGGACUUCUCCAACCCCAUGGCUCUCAAGAGCCACCUGCGCACCCACACCGAGGAGAAGCGCUACCAGUGCCGGGACUGUGGGCGUAACUUCCGGGCCUUCUCCCAGCUUACCGGCCACCGCUGCCUGGCUCAUGCUGCCCGGGACCAGGAGGGGGAAGAGGGCUGCAAUGGCGGGAGCUAUGCCUUCCAGAGGAGCCAGGACACAUCUUCGUCGGACGCUGAUACCUUUUCCGGGAUGGAAGGCAGCAGCGGGAGUUUGCUGAGCAACCUAGAGAAGUACAUCGCCGAGUCGGUGGUGCCGGCUGACUUUUCUCAGCUGGAGUUCCCUGUCCGGGGGGAAGCAGAGGCAGAGGAACCACUCCCGAUGGAAGAGGAGGAGGAGGAGGAGGAGGAAGAGGCGGGGCUCCGGGCCGCUGCUGCAGAUGAGCGCCGCUUCAAGUGCAACCAGUGCGACAAAGCCUACAAGCACGCUGGCAGCCUGACCAACCACAAGCAGAGCCACACAGUGGGUGUGUACCAGUGCGGCAUGUGCCACAAGGAGUUCUCCAACCUCAUGGCUCUCAAGAGCCACACUCGCCUCCACUCGGAGUACCGGCCCUACAAGUGCCGCUUCUGCCACAAGGCCUUUCGGCUCCCCUCCGAACUGCUGAGCCACCAGAAAGCCCACGACGAGGAUCCAAGCCAGGCGGCAGGUCUGCCGGCCUGGGAAGGCUCAGAGCAGGGUGUGUGGGAGGAAGACUCCAUAGAGACCUCGGCGAAGCUGGACAUCUACCAGCCUCCGCCGGCAGGAACAACACACUUUGGAGACGGCGCCCCCUGCAGCCUGAAAGACGCUUCCAAAGCAGGGGGUGGCGAGCGCUGCAACCCGGACGGGGAGCUCUGCGUCCGCUGCGGCGGUGCUUUUGCCGAUGACGAGGAGCUAAAGGGGCACAGCUGCCUCUAUCCAGAGGAAGCUGACGAAGAGGAGGAGGAAGGCAGCAGUCCGUUGCUACCGGCGCCCGGCUCCAAUGGAGCCUGGGAAGCAAGCUUGAAAGGGGAGGGCGGUUAUGCCCCGUUCGAAGAGCGGCCCUUCCGCUGUGGGGAUUGCGGCAGGACUUACCGGCACGCGGGGAGCCUCAUCAAUCACAAGAAGAGCCACCAAACCGGGGUGUACAGCUGCAGCGUCUGCUCGAAGCAGCUGUACAACUUGGCUGCCUUGAAAAACCAUUUACGGGUCCACCUGAAGUCCAAGCUUGGUUCGUCGGCUCCAGAAGAGGCCUCCCAGCACGCAGCUGGCCUCCCGGGCCCGCCAAGACUGGAACACAGCCCUGGGGACUCUGCGGACUGCCAUCCACAGCCGCCAGAAGCCUGGAGAGGAGCCUCCUGUCCAAAGGAAGAGGAGGAAAGAGGCACCGGAGAUGAAGAGCGGCCGUACCGGUGCACGGACUGCGGGAGGAGUUACCGGCACCGCGGCAGCCUUGUGAACCACCGCCACACCCACCAGACCGGGGUCUUCCAGUGCUCCAUCUGCCCCAAGCAAUACUCCAACCUCAUGGCGCUCCGGAAUCAUGUCCGCGUGCAUCUGCGGGCAGCCCGCCUGCGUGGCCGGGAGCAAGGGGGUGGCCUGACAUGCAGCAGUUGUGGGGAGAGCUUUGAGGAAGAGGCCGAGUUCCAGCUCCAUCAGCUGCGCCACUUGCCGUGUACGGAAGACAUAGAAGUGGCAGCGGUCCCCAGGCUGGGGAUCUUUCACCCGCAGGAAGCUGAUCUCCUCCAGGCUAUCAGGCAGGAUGUGGAAGCUCUGGAGAACGGGGCGGCUGUUGCCGAGGACGUCCUGCCUUCCUCUGAGAUGGUGCAUGCCUGCCCCCAGUGCGGGAUGACCUUUGCCAGUGUGGAUGGACUGCAGAAUCACACCCUCCAGCACAGGAGCGAAGGGGAGUGGUCUGAAGGGACAGCCGAGAAACCUGAGUCGCCCAUCCAGCGGCUCUAUGGGUGCGAUCAGUGCGGUAAGUCGUACCGGCACUCAGGGAGCCUCAUCAACCACAAGCAGACUCACCAGACAGGCGACUUCAGCUGCUCACUUUGCGGGAAGCACUUCCAGAAUGUCGCCUCCCUGAAGAGCCACUUGCGCGGGCAUCAGAGGCCUCGGAGGGGACCAUUGGGGGUUGCCGUGGCUACAAACGAGGAGGAGGAUGCCGAAGAUGGAGCCACUGUGCCUGGGGCAUUGUUCUCAGGCGACGAGUUCCAGGAUACCUACAGCAUUCUAGAAGAAGGCACUGCCAUGAAUGGCUGGCCGUCCCAGUCGGAGGCCCCCUCACCGUUGCCUGGCAACGUUGAGGUGCUCCCCUACCUCUGCGAGCAGUGUGGGCUCGGCUUCAACCAGGUGAGCAGCUUGAUGAGUCAUAAGGAGACCCACCAACUCGGCAUCUACCAGUGCUCCCUCUGUCCCAAGGAGUAUCCCAGUCUUCUGGCUUUGAAAAACCACUUCCACGGUCACACCAAAGCCACAGCGUCCAGCUGGGGCAGCCCGGGUGGGGAUGGCAGCACCGAAGAGCAGCCCUUUCUCUGCAGCCUCUGUGGCAUGAUCUUCCCCAGUGAGGAGGACCUUGAACGCCAUCACAGCCUCCUGCACGAAGAGAGCGAAAACCAGGAGGAGGAGCAGGAGGCGGUGCUCGAAAGGGAGGCAGGCGAACGGCUGGACAGGGCAGGUGACCAGGAAGAGGAGCAGCUCCUCUCUCACAUCUGCGGCUAUUGCGGCCAGACGUUUGAUGAUAUGGCCAGCUUGGAAGAACACAGCGAGGGGCACCAGGAGGAGAAAGCUGCCGCCUUGGCUGACACUUCAAUCCAGCUCCGACGAGCCCCACGCCUGGAGGAGGAACAGGAGCCUCCGCCCCCAACAGAAGUGCCGGCUGCUGCCGUUGAACCCCUGGACAGCCGGCCUUACGCCUGUGGCCAGUGCGGCAAAACUUACCGGCAUGGUGGCAGCUUGGUCAAUCACAAGAAGAUCCAUCAGAUUGGAGAUUACCAGUGUGGCUUCUGCUGCCGGCAGUACCCCAAUAUGUCUGCCUAUCGGAACCACCUCCGGAACCACCCGAGAUGUAAGCUGAAUGGCAGUGUGCCAGAACUCCGGCAACCAGACCCUGCAGGAGCAGGGGGCCCGCCUGUUGGUUGCGAGGCACCGAAGGAGGAGUCCCUUGAUGGGAGGGCUGUGGCACAGCAAAAGGGGGAAGAUCUGCCAAAUACUUCCUCCUCCCCUCUCCCAUCUCCCGUUGUGGAGGAAAAAUCAGGACAGGAAGUAUUGGCUGCUGGCCAAUCCGAGGAGAGAGAUAUCCAGGCGUGUGGUGUCUGCGGGGAGGCCUGUGAGGGACUAGCUGGCCUGGAGGCCCACCGGGCUCUGCAUUUUGACCAAGAGAUUGGAAAAGUGGAGGGAGAAGAAAACAGCGGUCCGUCUGCUGAAGAGGAGGGUUCCCCUUUGGAGCGCCCCUUCCAGUGUGACGUUUGCGAGCGGAGCUACAAGCAUGCAGGCAGCCUGAUCAACCACAAACAGACACACAAGACCGGCCUGUUCCAUUGUGGUGUCUGUCAGAAGCAGUUCUUCAACCUCAUGGCCCUCAAGAACCACAACCGCACCCACUUCGAAACCAAACGCUACCGCUGCCCUGAGUGCCCCAAGGCCUUCCGGCUCCAGAAGCAGCUGGCCAGCCACCAGCACGUCCACCGCGAUCGGAAGCGGGACCUCUCCUCCUCCCACCCUCCCCGGAGGUCCACUCAUGCCAAGCGGGCGGGCAAGGGGGCCAAUCCGGCCCACUCUCUUGGCAGCGUCGCCAAGCGCCGCCCGAACCCCGAAGAGCGCCCUUACCGGUGCGGGGAGUGCGGGCGCACAUACCGCCACGCGGGGAGCCUGCUCAACCACCAGAAGAGCCACAAGACAGGGCACUUUGCUUGCUCGCUGUGCAGCAAGGCCUACCCCAACCUCAUGUCCCUCAAGAACCACCAGCGCAUCCACUACGAAGUGAAACGCCACCGGUGCCCGGAUUGUGGCAAGGCCUUCAAGUGGCAGCGGCAGCUUCUGCGGCAUCAGCGCAGGCCUCACCCUUGUGGCCAGAGCGCUCCAGGGCAGGAGCGAGAGGGGAGCCUGGACUCCCAAAGGGAGCAGGGGGCCAGCGGCCCAGGGGAGGCCCCUCCAGGCUCUUUCCAGUGCCAGACGUGCCCCAAACACUUUCCCAACCGCACCGCUCUGAGGAACCACAGCCGCGUCCACGCGAAGAAACGCUUCCAGUGUUCGGAGUGCGGCAAGCCUUAUCGAGCAUCUGGGAGCCUCAUGCGCCACCUGAGGAGACACCAGUCCGAGGCGGCGGCGGAUGUCGCUGAAGAGAAAGCAGCUGAUCUCUCCUCCUCCUCCUCCUGUUGUGCAGCAGCAGCCGGCCAGCCGCCGGACGAGCGGCCCUACAAGUGCAACAGUUGCGAGCGGACGUACCGCCACGCCGGCAGCCUCCUCAACCACAAGAAGGCGCACGCCACCGGCCUCUACCGCUGCCCCACCUGCCAGAAGGAGUUCCACAACCUCCUGGCCCUCAAGAACCACCUCCACGUCCAUACGGACAAGAGGCGCCACCGCUGCCCCCGCUGCGGCAAAGCCUUCCGGACUGCCCGCCGCUUAGCCGCCCACGCCAAGGCUCACGGCGGCCUCAAGGAGGAAGGGCCUUUCUCCUGCGCGGUCUGCUCCAAAGGGUUCUCCCAUCAGCUCAGCUUCCGGCAACACCUGCUGUCGCACGCCAAGGAUGGCGGGUACCCUGCUGCUAGGGGGGACGUGAGCUGAGGGCGGGCAGCCCGUGUGAGGACCACGUGUGCCAAGGAUGGUAGGGCAGGGACAUCUAGCUGCAGGGAAUUUUGAAAGGCUGGGUGGGGAGCCGUACCCCUGGGAUCAGUUGUCCAUGCAUUGGGGAGAGGGGAAGGAAGAGGGUCAGGGAUACCCAGUGGGUGAAAAUAUGGAGGAAAAUUGGGUGCACAACCCACCAUUCUCUGUAGAACACCAGGAUCCAAAGACACUGAGGGGUGGGGCAACUUUCGAUGGAAUGUUGUAUUGAGCACUCCAGCGAUACCUCUUUUGUGUCACUUGGAAAUGCUCCCUCCGGCAACCUGUACCUUCGUAAGCUUGGAUCCUGUUUUGAGAACUGA